UAAUAUUAAAACUGUGAAUUUCGGUAGGUUUGAGUUUGACCACUGCUCAGACACUUCCCUGUGAAAUCUUUCUCACUUCUCGGCCUCUCUCAUCUGCUUUCUUUGACUUGUUUGGGGCAUUUUCCUUCAUCAAAUCAAGACCACAGGUUCAAAUUUCCACCAUUUUUGGCGUCUCUCAAUUUCGUCAGGAGGAACUUUCAUGUGGCGCUAUUUUCCAGGAUUAAUUGAGAAUUGAGUUUGAUUACCAUGGCAUCAAGACGCCAUGUUCAGUACAAUGCUCUCCCAACCGAUGAAGAUGAUAAUUAUGAUGUUAUUGCGAGAAGACAGUAUGACGCUCGGUUUGACUAUACACCCAAAGCCUUGGAUAAAAUCCCAUGGAAAUCCAUUGCCCUUGCCCUUUUCCUGCUGUUUCUUGGAUCAGUGCUUCUCUUCCUUUCAUAUUUCAUCUUCACAGGUCACAUGGGAGGGGAGCACUCCCAGGCCUUCGGCCUUUUGGCAUUAGGAAUUCUCUCCUUCCUCCCAGGCUUUUAUGAGACUCGAAUUGCAUAUUAUGCAUGGAGGAAUGCCAAAGGAUAUCGGUUUGCUUCCAUUCCUGAUUAUUAGUACCUGUCUUUGUGAUGUUCCUCAAAUCGAUGUACGGAUGCUACUUCUAGUCCUAGUGUAUUGUUUGACACUAACUAAAAAAUAUUGUAUAGAACCACAAGCAUAUGCAAUUUGUUUGUUAUUUCAAACAUAGUGUAGUCAUUUGAAUUCCCAGUA
Carya illinoinensis is the source of this 759-nucleotide messenger RNA. RefSeq names its product transmembrane protein 230-like. The transcript is spliced from 3 exons. NCBI's taxonomy places the organism in Eukaryota, Viridiplantae, Streptophyta, Magnoliopsida, Fagales, Juglandaceae. The coding region runs from base 247 to 603 and encodes 118 amino acids. The record is from RefSeq and is a predicted model, not a curated record. Gene Ontology annotation, cellular component: endomembrane system.